Oldenlandia corymbosa var. corymbosa is the source of this 2103-nucleotide messenger RNA. The record is from the annotation of a GenBank genome assembly. Lineage: Eukaryota; Viridiplantae; Streptophyta; Magnoliopsida; Gentianales; Rubiaceae.
AUGGAACGGUCAACCGUGAAAUCACAUGCUAGUCACUUGACCACCGGUUCAACAAACAUUGACCACCGGCCAAUACAUGGCACUGGUGAUAUUCCCGGUGGUAACCGAGAACUUGCCAGCAAUGACACUGGCCGGCAAUAUUCCGCCAGCAGUGACAGUGGGGCAAAAGUGGAGCCAUCGGGUUUGUCAUCGGAGUUCACAACGCCGGCAGUCAGCUUUAACACUGAAGGUCCAAGAGCACGCUCUUUUGGCUCUAUUCAUCGUCGAUGUGGAGGGGAGAGGAUUACAUUCAUCCUGAUGACGAAGUCUCUGAAAUUCCGGAAUACGGUGGACUACUUUGAUGAAGUUAAGACUAAGGACCUUAAGCUUGAAGAGGACCUAAACAAACGUCCAGCAUAUUUAGAUGAAGGUGAAGAGAGUGAUGCAGAUGAUGAAGAUUAUGAACCAGAGAGUGAUUACAGCUUGUCUGAUUCUGAUUAUGAAAGUAGCUGCAAAUAUGCCAAUGAGUCCAUGCGUACUUCCUGCUGGGCAAGUUUGAGGAAGCCAUCUGAGUUUGUGCCUUAUGCACAUGUACCUGAGACUGGAGAUUCAAAAUCUGACCAGGCUUCUUGUGAUGAAUUGCAUGAGGAGGACCAAGUAGAAGUUAAAAGGAGGGGUACUCACUUCAAAAAAAAUGAUACUGAAGUUGUCCAUGCACGGUGUGUUGAGGGUUGCAACUGGGAAGUGUAUGGGGCUAGAGUCUCAAAAGAGGAUCCAACAUUUGAGAUCAGAACUCUUAAUGAUAAACAUACUUGUGACAAGAUUUGGGAGAAGAAUAGGAACUGCAACUCCAACAUCGUUUCAGAUUGGUAUCUUGCUGAUUUUGCACAUGAUCCAAGAAUGAGUGUGGAAACUCUGCAAUUUAGAGUUCUCAAUGAGAAGAAGAUUACUAUUUCCAGAACACAAGCUUACAAGGCCAAGAUACAGGCUCUCGAAAAGGGCUUGUUGCCAGCUAUUAAGUCCAAACUUCCAGCAGUUUCGCACAGGCAUUGUGUGCAUCAAUUGUGGUCAAACUUCAAAAAGGAGCACCUUGGACUUCUUCUGAAACAAAAAAUUUUUGAAAUAGCGAAAUCAAGUUAUGUAGAAGAGCAUGAGGAGCUGAUGGCAGCUUUAAAAGAUCAUGAUGAAGCUGCUUGGAGCCUGUUGGGGAAGGAGAUACCAACAAUCCUCAGCCGGCAAAACAAAAAAGGAGGGGUAGGCCACCAACAACACACUCAAAGUCAAAAUACUAGUGUGGUGCAAUGUGACCAUUGCCGCUUGCUUAACCACACAAUCGCAGAUUGUCCAAUUCGUGAUGCUGAAAACUGGCUUCAUGAUGAUGAGGUCUUGGAAGAGAUUUUCAAUACCCCUGGUGCACCAGAUAAUUAUAUACCUAGUGGAUAUUCAUCACCUGACGAUGGAUACAUGCAUGAGGGAUGUCGUCGUUGCAGAAGCAAUACUCAUGAUGAUGACAACUGUCCCACUCUUGAUUUCAAAUGUGACCGCUACAAUUACUUUGGACAUCUCAGAAAUAAUUGCCCUUUAUCAGAGGAGGAACUGACUUCAACACUUCGUCCAUCUAGUUCUGCUGACCCAGCUGCACCAUUCAUUGUUCAAAAUCAUGAUGUGGCAGAACAAAACAAUACAGAUGUGGCUUCAACACUUCGUCCAUCUAGUUCUGCUGACCCAGCUGCACCAUUCAUUGUUCAAAAUCAUGAUGUGGCAGAACCAAAUAAUACAAAAGACAGUUUGUCAAGCAAUCAGCAGCAGCACCAAAAUGAUUCCAAUCAAACUCCAAGUGCUGAUGAAAGAAGUUGUAAUCUCCCUACAGCCGUAACCUUACUGGCUGCCAACAAAGCCAUCAAAAACCGCAAAAAAUCAGCCCCUUCAACACCAAAGAGAACAAGUGCAAGGCUAGAUGCUGUUAAGGUAAGGUUUGAUGCUGAUGGUCAUGGCAGUAGUCCUAAAAAGGCAAUUCAGAUAUUAGGUGAGGAAGCUGUGGAAACAUCCGUCGGGAGGAAAAGGGCCAAAACCUUCCAUGGUGCAAAUCCUCGCAAAAGUACUUUAUUCACUCAUUGCAUCUAA